AGCUGAGGGCAGUGGCUUCACUCAGCCGCCGCGCAUGUGCCUGGUGAAGCGGCUGUCGCGGCCUGGUGCUCUCCCGCUGUAGGGCAGGGCGGCUCGGCCGGGCCCGGCCCCAUGGCCGCCGUGUUUCUCGUCACGCUUUAUGAGUACUCGCCGCUCUUCUACAUCACCGUGGUGUUCGUCUGCUUCCUCGUCACCAGCGGCCUGGUGCUGGGCUGGUUUGGUUUGGGUGUUCCUGUUAUUCUGAGAAACUCAGAAGAAACAGAAUCCAGCACAAGAGUAUUGAAAAAGCGGAUGAGACAAGUGAAGAAUCCUUUUGGGUUAGAAAUCCCUCAUCCUGCUACAGCUUCAGUAACAAAGGGUAUAACCCUGACACCUGAUUGUCUGGAAGACUGUAUUCUUACGUGUUACUGGGGCUGCAGUGUUCAAAAACUCCACGAAGCAUUGCAAAAACACGUCUACUGCUUCAGAAUAAAGACUCCUCAGGCAUUAGAGGAUGCUCUGUACAGCGAAUACCUCUAUCGACAGCAGUACUUCAUUAAAAAAAAUGACAAGGAAGAAAAAUAUUGUCAGUUACCAGAAGAUGCUCAAAUUGUCGAUUUUGGCCCGGUGCCUAGAUCUCGCUAUCCGUUGAUAGCAUUGUUGACGUUAGCUGAUGAAGAAGACAGAGAAAUAUAUGAUAUUAUUUCAAUGGUGGCUGUAAUUCACAUUCCUGAUGAGAGCUACAGACUUUCCUGCAGGAUAUUAUAUCAGUAUCUACUUCUAGCUCAAGGUCAAUACCAUGAUCUGAAGCAGCUCUUCAUGUCUGCAAAUAGCACUGCACCAGCUUCAAGCAAUACAUCCCCUGGUGAGAGAGGCACUGACAGAAGCUUGCUAGAAAAGGCUGGACUGGCUGAAGAUGAACCAGAAUUGCCUGAAGAAAACAGUAAAGACUGUGUUGUUUGCCAAAAUGGCACAGUGAACUGGGUACUCCUGCCCUGCAGGCACGCGUGCUUAUGUGAUGGCUGCAUUAAGUAUUUUCAACAGUGUCCAAUGUGUAGGCAGUUUGUACAAGAAUCUUUUCCUCUUUGCAGUAAAAAGGAGCAAGAUGAAGAUGAAUCAACCCAUCUCUUGCAAGAUGUUCUUCCUGGAAGAGUUUUUUAAUGGGGAAAACAUAGAAGAACUGGGUUGUAUGCACCAAGAUUAAAUGUAGAAAACAGACUGUUUAUGGGAGGAUAUGUAGCGUUCACUUGUAUGGUUUUGCUUUUUAUUGUUAGGUAAUUCUCAGCUUCCUCAUUUUUCUUCGCUCCAUAUGCUCACAGGAACACUAGGCUUCUCCAUGCAACGUGGACAGAAGUGGUGCGUAGGAUUUCUUUGAAGGAUGUGAUUUUAUUUAUAACUUCUUACUAGUUUUUCAUGGAGUACUAUUGGAGGCUAUUUUGAUGACUAAAUUUAGUAUAUCUACUAAAAAAAGAAUAAAACUUGCAAGUGAAGUUGCACACAGCUCAUUCUAUAUUUAUCGUAUUUAAAAUACUAGAGCAAUAUUAUCAUUUUAACUCGGUAUAAUUUAGAAACGUAGCACUUUACAGAACAUCAGAUGAAGGAAAGUAAAUAUUCUUCAUUGUUAAAUUGUAUUUAUUUUGUAGAUGAAGGCUGGACUAUGGCAGGAGCUCGGAGUUUAAGACCUGAUUCAGGACAUUGUUUCUGGCUGUUUUGAAAGAUUUGUGUGCAUGUGUGUGUGUGAGGGACCUUAGCCAAAGCCCACUGGAAUGAGUGGAAAGACUUUUGUGUUGAUUAUUGUUGGCUUGAACUAAAUGUCGCUGACACUUUCAAGCCUGAGCCUCUGCUAUGUCAUCUUGAGGCACAGACUUUCAUUCUUGUUAGCAAUGGCUGUAAGAGCUUGUUUUCCAUGUAAAUACUAGUUAAUUACUCCAUAGAGUGGUUACUUGGGCAGUUUUGUGAUGCUAUUCUUAAUAUAAGUAGCCUGCUUUGGGGAAUUUCCAAUUCUUUUUACUUGCAUUGUCAGGCUAGAUGCAAAGUUAACUAUUUACCUUUUAUCAACAGUCCCAGGGAAUUUACUUAUUCUAAUAAAGAAAGAAGCUGAAGAAUAGCAGAAAAUCACUUAUUUUUCCCUCCAGUGGUGUAUUAUUAAAAGCAAUAAAAAUGGCUGUUGAGAAGAGAA
Molecule: messenger RNA, 2158 nt
Organism: Falco peregrinus (peregrine falcon)
Lineage: Eukaryota; Metazoa; Chordata; Aves; Falconiformes; Falconidae
Gene: CGRRF1
Product: cell growth regulator with ring finger domain 1
Exons: 6
Coding region: 112-1140 (342 amino acids)
Biological process (GO): negative regulation of cell growth
Source: RefSeq, a predicted model, not a curated record